Rotaria sp. Silwood1 is the source of this 714-nucleotide messenger RNA. The record is from the annotation of a GenBank genome assembly. NCBI's taxonomy places the organism in Eukaryota, Metazoa, Rotifera, Eurotatoria, Philodinida, Philodinidae.
AUGCCUAGUAUCAAUUCAAACUAUCAUAUUUCUUUAUCAGUUGAUCAAUCAACAAUGUAUUAUUCUCAACAUAAUCAUUCAUCACAACAAUAUUAUUAUCAAGCAACUCAUCCACAACAACAACAACAACCAUCUCAUUUUUAUCCAUAUCACUCAUCAUUGUCAUUAACAAAUGCAUCUUCAAAUUCUAAUGAUCAUCAACAAAAACCUACUAAACGUUCACUAUUAUUUUCAACAGAUGAUUCAAUACAAAAAAAAUUUGAGUGGAAUGAACUUGAAGUAACUGGUAAUGUUCGCAAUUUAUCACCAACAUUAUGGACACUAUCACAAUUAACUGUUUUAUAUUUAAAUGACAAUCAAUUAAUACGAUUACCAUCUGAAAUAGCUUGCUUAACUAACCUAGUCACACUUGAUCUAUCAAAUAAUAAAUUGAGAAAUCUUCCAUCUGAAAUCGGUGAUUUAAUUACAUUGCGGGAAUUGAAUUUAACAAAUAAUUUUAUUCGAAAUUUACCUUAUGAAAUGGGUAAAUUAUUUCGUUUACAAAGUUUAGGGUUAUUGGGAAAUCCAUUACCAAAUGAAAUUUUUACAAUUUAUUCUGAAUCAAAUGGUUUACAAAAAUUAUUAGCUUAUUUCCUAGAUCAUUUUUCGACGUCUCUCAAUGGUAUAAAAAGAAAAAAGAAAAACAAAAGAAAAACUUUUAUAAGAUUGCCAUGA